Dentiscutata heterogama is the source of this 281-nucleotide messenger RNA. Lineage: Eukaryota; Fungi; Glomeromycota; Glomeromycetes; Diversisporales; Gigasporaceae. The record is from the annotation of a GenBank genome assembly.
CAGGUACAAUUCGGAGAGCAGCAGAUAAAAAUAUUCCGAAGAAGAAAGUAUCUAAUAGUUCAAGUAAUAGAACAAGAAAAUGCAAGCCAACCAAGUUGCACAAAAGCACAGUCAAACUAGGUAAAAUAAUUCAGAUGGUCAAGAGAUCUGUAACUGAUGGGGAUCAGUCGAUUGAUAUUGAGAAGCUUAGUAAAGAGAUCGAGCAGAUUAAUAACAUGCACCAAGCAGAUAUACCUGGGCUAAGUUGUAAAAUAGACGAAAAAGAGACAUUGUAUAAGUGG